This is a messenger RNA of Brassica oleracea var. oleracea, 1318 nucleotides long. Its product is annotated as UPF0725 protein At1g23960-like. The coding region runs from base 223 to 1191 and encodes 322 amino acids. NCBI's taxonomy places the organism in Eukaryota, Viridiplantae, Streptophyta, Magnoliopsida, Brassicales, Brassicaceae. The record is from RefSeq and is a predicted model, not a curated record. The transcript is spliced from 7 exons.
ACGCCCUAAUGGUUCAUCUCAUUUCUCAAGCGCCGAGCCCAAAAUCGUGUCUCCCUCUCUCGAAAGUCUCUGAGUCUCGACUUCUCAGUUCUCUGUCACUCUCUGUGUCUCUAAACUCGACUCGCUGUUACUGGCUUCUCCACGCUCUGUCUCUCUCUCGCUCAAGAACAAGUUUUAAUAGGACUAUCCACCACCACCUAGCAUCCACCACACAAGUGAAAUAUGUAUACUGAUGAAGAAUAUGACAUUGCCCAGAGGGAAUACUGGCAACAAGUGUCAAAAUCGGAAGGUUUCGAUAUUGAAGAUGUUUCAAUACCAUCGUCUAUGGCCGGAAUGAUCUCUGGACUGAUACCCUAUGACUGUCAACGUGAUAGGGGUGGUUGUCCUUAUAGAACGUUGGUCAACCUUUAUGCUCAGUUGGGGCUUCGUCAGUACUCUCUUCUAAAGGGGAAUACAUUCGAGUUUGUUUCCAUGGUGAAAGUCAACAUGUUGCAGAACCUUGUCUCCUCUUUCUACGUAACUUUGCUCGUACGUGAUCCUAUCACAUUGGAGGAGAAAGAAUUCCAGGUUCGAACUGAUGAAAGAAGUUGUGUCAGCUUGUAUUUGGCGUGCUCUGUUGCUAGAUUUAAAGAUGAAGUCACGAUCAAGAGGCCCUUCGUACCUCACUUUCAUGAUGGGGCGGAGGUUCCUGUACUGCCUGAUUGGCCGUCAGAAACUUUGGCGGCACAGUUUCAUCCUGGGAUGUUUGAUACUAAUGCGAGGCGUGGUUUGCCGUCAGAUACUUCUGCGAGGCCUGGUUGGCCGUCGGAUUCUUUGCUGGAACAGUUUUUUUAUCUACUGCCUUUUGGUUGUAUGCUGCCAACGGAAUUUGAGAGAGAGUGUGUUCUGGAAGAAUCACGUUGUCGCUCCUCUGAUUUUGAUUGGACUUAUUUGUAUUUGAAACUUGUAGUUUGUGCACAUGACAGGUGGAUCUCAGAGGAAGUUCUUUCCAAGGUGGAGAUUAUAUAUGCAGUUGUGAUCCCGCUGGAUAAUAAUCUUUAUUAUCCGUGUACUGCCCAAAAUCUCAAUUUAUUCAUAGUGUACAAGGGCUUGGACACGGCUGAAAUGGGCGAAGAUGUUGAACGCAGAGCUGUAGUCUCACAAGUCGUCAAUUGUAGUGGAUACUUGAGUCUCCGUGGUAAGCUUCUAUAAGUCUAGAGAAACGUUGUUUCGUUAAGACAAGUCUUAUUAGUAUGUAUUAAAUUUGCAAAGCCAAAGCGUUCAUCAUGGCUUUUUAAGGAUGAAAACCUCGAAUACUAAUCAAACACCACUUUCUUUA